ACUAAUCACCAUUGUAUAUCCGUUAUUUCGACUUUUCACCAUCGUAAUUUCGUAUUUUCGUUGUUUCGAGUUAUGCGUGUCGCGAAGGCGCUAACGGGACACCGUAUCUUUCAGUAUUGAUUUAUCAAACUAUUUUUGAAAAACACCGUAUCUUUCAGUAUUGAUUUAUCAAACUAUUUUUGAAAAAUCGGUUUAAUCUUAAAUAUAUGAACUUUAAACUAGAAACUUGUUUUCUCUUGAUAAAGUUAGGGGUGUAUUGGGAAAAAAAUUGUACAAGUAAUUAUUCAUUCGAACAGACAUUUUGAAUUGAACGGAUUAAAGCAUGGCAUUUAAAAAUAUUUUCAUGGUUUUGAUUUCACUUCAAAUUCUCAUUGUGGCCCAGGAAAUAACUGAUCAAGAACUGGAGGAAACAAAUCGCCACAAGCCUUACCGCGAACUGCCUUAUUGUCCAAACCAAGGAGAAUCCGAGAAUGGUAGAUGGCGCUUGAAUAGAAAAGAUGGUUCCAAAAGAUGUAUUCUUGACUGCAACAAAGGUUAUAGUCCAAAUGGAUGCCACGUUAUCAGGAAAGAUAGCUAUGGAGAAUGGAAUUACAAUAUCUCAUCAUGUGUUAAAGACGAAUGGUUAAGUAGCAAAAAAGUGGCAUGUUACACAGCGAUUUUUGGAGCUAUAGCCGCAUCUCCUUACCUUCUGAGCCUUCUAGGAUUUGGUUCUGUUGGAAUACUAGCUGGUUCAUUUGCAGCCAAAUGGAUGGCAUAUAUUGGUAUUGUUUCUAAAGGUAGUGUAUUUGCGUGGCUUCAAAGUCUUGGUAUGACUGGUAUAAGUAAAGCGGCGAUUCUAAAGGCCAUGGGUUCUGCUGCAGUGUUUGUGAUGGUAUGAUAGGCAUAUUCUCAGAAAAUCCUUGUGAAAACGAAUGAAACCGAUAUAUGGUAAUUUGUCGAAGGACACGUGAUUUGCUGAUAAACUCUUUAGAAUUUGUUGCUUUAAAAACAAACAAAAUGAAAUAUAUUCAUGCCAUAGACUUUUAUUAAUUCAUUUUUUAAUGUUGAACAGUAUAUUUAUCAAAAUUUGUAGUUAUAUAAGAUAACUAUGUACAUGAUAAGCUUAUCUUUCUAGUGAUGAUUCGAUAAGAAUGUUGUUUUACUACAACAACAAUUUAAUUUCUUAUAGAAGUGUAGAUUUUAGUUGUAAGAUAUUGUUUUUCUUA
Ruditapes philippinarum (Manila clam) is the source of this 1205-nucleotide messenger RNA. RefSeq lists its product as uncharacterized. The transcript has 4 exons. The record is from RefSeq and is a predicted model, not a curated record. Bases 323 to 877 code for a protein of 184 amino acids. NCBI's taxonomy places the organism in Eukaryota, Metazoa, Mollusca, Bivalvia, Venerida, Veneridae. Gene Ontology annotation, cellular component: membrane.